AUGGAGGUGCUAGUGGAGACCCCGCUCAUCGCCUUGGCGGUGUUGCUGCUGUCCCAGUUGAAAAAGGCCAACCAACUGAAAACCAAAAUAGUGGUGAAUAAAAAAAAAAAGGAAGAAAAUCUCAAAAAAAAAAUAAGUAAAAGUGUAGAAUUUAAAAGCUCAGCGAAGUAUAAAGUGAUAGAAGAUCUAAUUGAUGGAUAUCCAUACACAUCGUUGCCAGUCCCUGAACAGAGUAUACAGAAGGAACCAUUCAUGCUACUCAGGGGAAGAGUGAAAAGGGAAUUUCUACACGGAAUGGAAUUACCCUUUGGUCUAAUCGAACCUGUAAAGUAUGAGCUAUUGAAAUUAAUUGGGAGAUUAGGGGAUCCUUUUAGGAACUUAUGCUCUCAUUCAUUAACUCCAAGACUUUUAAUCGACUCUCUUUUUAAGAAUAAACCUGAACUCACUUUAGACGAGUUCUGUUACAGGAUAGAGUAUAAAAGGAGGUUCCUAAUGCCAUCCUACACGGAUGUUUUCAUGUAUGAGAAGGAACUCCUGUGGAAGGAGUGGAUAGAGAUACGAAAUUUGAAGGAGGUAUCUCCUGAAACUUCAGAAGAUGAUCAUGAACGGGUUCAAAAGAAUCUACAACCAGAUGAGACGACUAUGCCAAUCGUUAUGGUGAAGGUAAAUAGAGAAAUAAGCAAUCAGGGAAUCCAUCCAGCUAUUCUCAAAAUGCUUUUCGAUUUCCUGAAUGUAGAGAAGCGUCCUGAUAAACUGAAUCGUGAUUAUGCUUUCUUAAAACUAGAGUCCAUAAUGAGGAAGCUUAAAAAUAGGGACUUCCUUGAGGGGAUCAAACCAGAUUACAUAUACUUUAUGUUAAAUGAACGGGCUAGGGAAGCCUUUGCAUCCUACAAGGAGAGUGAAUUUGAGAGGAGCUACCAGGAGGCACUUAAUCACAACAAUAUGAAACAGAACCUGCUUUCACAAAAUGCCACUUAUAAAAAAGAGAGAAAAAUUUUCUCGGAGAGGACGAAAAAAUCCCUCAUGAAAUUUUAUGACAUUGAACUCCCUUCCUUCUUCAACGAGUAUGUAAAAAAGAAGGAGGAAAACUACAAGGCCAUUCAAGCUAAGAUUAACCGAAUGAUCACUAGUAAGUACCUCAAGCGCAAACGUCGUAGGGAGGACAUCCUCGCAGGCCGCCUCACCCCCCAGCCGGAGUCAUCACUGGGGGAUGGUGACACCCCUGGCGAGGAUACGCAGCCCCGCAGGAAGAAGAAAAAGAAGAAGAAGAAGUGA
Messenger RNA from Plasmodium cynomolgi strain B, 1275 nucleotides. RefSeq lists its product as hypothetical. The coding region runs from base 1 to 1275 and encodes 424 amino acids. The transcript has 2 exons. NCBI's taxonomy places the organism in Eukaryota, Apicomplexa, Aconoidasida, Haemosporida, Plasmodiidae. The record is from RefSeq and is a predicted model, not a curated record.